AUGGACCCAACCCCCACCACCCCGCUCUCACAGUGGCCACAGCUAUCGAGUGUGCGGGUCGUGAAACUGCACUGGGAACCACAGGCCGGAGAGGCACAGGUGCCAGGCUGUGAAGAUGGGCAAGGGGUCCACGGCCCAUGCCAACUAGGCAAGGCCCAGGUGCCAGGCUGUGAAGAUGGACAAGGGCCCCAGAGCCCAUGCCAACCAGGCAAGGCUCAGGUGCCAGGCUGUGAAGAUGGUCAAGGGGCCCAGGGCCCAUGCCAACCAGGUAAGGCCCAGGUGCCACGCUGUGAAGAUGGGCAAGGCACCCAGGGCCCAUGCCAACCAGCCAAGGCCCAGGUGCCAGGCUGUGAAGAUGGACAAGGGACCCAGUGCCCAUGCCAACCAGGCAAGGCCCAGGUGCCACGCUGUGAAGAUGGACAAGUGGACCAGGGCCCAUGCCAACCAGGCAAGGCCCAGGUGCCAGGCUGUGAAGAUGGACAAGUGGACCAGGGCCCAUGCCAACCAGGCAAGGCCCAGGUGCCAGGCUGUGAAGAUGGGCAAGGGCCCCAGAGCCCAUGCCAACCAGGCAAGGCUCAGGUGCCAGGCUGUGAAGAUGGACAAGGGGCCCAGGGCCCAUGCCAACCAGGCAAGGCCCAGGUGCCAGGCUGUGAAGAUGGUCAAGGGGCCCAGGGCCCAUGCCAACCAGGCAAGGCCCAGGUGCCACGCUGUGAAGAUGGGCAAGGCACCCAGGGCCCAUGCCAACCAGGCAAGGCCCAGGUGCCAGGCUGUGAAGAUGGGCAAGGGACCCAGGGCCCAUGCCAACCAGGCAAGGCCCAGGUGCCAGGCUGUGAAGAUGGGCAAGGGGCCCAGAGCACAUGCCAACCAGGCAAGGCCCAGGUGCCAUGCUGUGAAGAUGGGCAAGGGGCCCAGAGCCCAUGCCAACUAGGCAAGGCCCAGGUGCCAGGCUGUGAAGAUGGACAAGGGACCCAGGGCUCAUGCCAACCAGGCAAGGCCCAGGUGCCAGGCUGUGAAGAUGGACAAGGGGCCCAGGGCCCAUGCCAACCAGGCAAGGCCCAGGUGCCAGGCUGUGAAGAUGGGCAAGGGGCCCAGGGCUCAUGCCAACUGGACAAAGUUACUGUGCACCACAGUGGCAAUUACGAAGAACAAGAAAAAACCUGA
Molecule: messenger RNA, 1161 nt
Organism: Petromyzon marinus (sea lamprey)
Lineage: Eukaryota; Metazoa; Chordata; Hyperoartia; Petromyzontiformes; Petromyzontidae
Source: RefSeq, a predicted model, not a curated record